Messenger RNA from Prionailurus viverrinus (fishing cat), 4600 nucleotides. RefSeq lists its product as uncharacterized. Gene Ontology annotation, biological process: regulation of DNA-templated transcription. The coding region runs from base 1 to 3816 and encodes 1271 amino acids. Lineage: Eukaryota; Metazoa; Chordata; Mammalia; Carnivora; Felidae. The record is from RefSeq and is a predicted model, not a curated record. The transcript is spliced from 8 exons.
AUGGGUUUGUCAUUUCAGCAUUUGGUGAUGUUCAGAGAUGUGGCUGUAGACUUUUCUCAGGAAGAGUGGGAAUGCCUGAACUCAUAUCAGAGGAAUUUGUACAGAGAUGUGAUAUUAGAGAACUAUAGCAACUUGGUGUCAGUGGCAGGGUGUACCAUUUCUAAGCCAGAUGUGAUUACCCUAUUAGAGCAAGGGAAAGAACCCUGGAUGGUUGUGAGGGAUGAGAGAAGAAGAAGGAGCCUAGAUUUAGAAUCCAGAUAUGACACUAAAAAGUUAUUUCAAGAAAAGGAUAUUUGUGAAAUGAAUUUAUCUCAGUGGGAGAUAAUGGGAAGAAUUAGAAGUUGUGGCCUUGAAAACUCCUUUAUCAGAAAAGACUAUAAAUAUGAGAAGUUUGAGGGACAAGAACACCUUCAAGAGGGAUAUUUCCGGCAAGUGAAAAAAACCACCUCUGAAAAAAUGCCCACUUACAGAAAACUCACUUCUCUUACUCUGUAUCAGAGUAUCCAUAAUAGAGAGAAACCCUAUGAAUGUGGGGAUUGCGGGAAGGCCUUUAGAGUACGCCAACAACUUACUUUCCAUCAGAGAAUUCACACUGGCGAAAAACCCUAUGAAUGUAAAGAAUGUGGAAAAGCCUUUAGACAGUGUGCCCACCUUAGUCGACAUCAGAGAAUUCAUACUUCUGACAAACUCCUUGAAUGUAAAAAAUGUGGAAAGAUCUUUACAUGUGGUGCAGAUCUUCGAGUACAUCAGAGAACUCAUAUUGGUGAGAAGCCCUAUGAAUGUAAGGAAUGUGGGAAGGCCUUUAGAGUAAGAGGACAACUUAAUCUUCAUCAAAGGAUUCAUACUGGUGAGAAACCCUAUGAAUGUAAGGAAUGUGGGAAGACCUUUAGACAGUAUGCACACCUUACACGACAUCAGAGACUUAAUAUUGCUGAGAAGUGUUAUGAAUGUAAGGACUGUGGACAGGCUUUUUUGUGUAGUACAGGCCUUAGAGUACAUCACAAACUUCAUACUGGUGAAAAACCCUAUGAAUGUAAGGAAUGUGGAAAGGCCUUCAGGGUGCGGCAACAACUCACUCUCCAUCAGAGAAUUCAUACUGGUGAGAAACCCUAUGAUUGUAAAGAAUGUGGAAAGACCUUUAGUCGUGGCUAUCAUCUCACUCUCCAUCAGAGAAUUCAUACUGGUGAGAAACCUUACGAAUGUAAGGAAUGUCGGAAGUUCUUCCGUCGUUACUCAGAACUUAUUUCACAUCAGGGUAUUCAUAUUGGAGAGAAACCCUAUGAUUGUAAGGAAUGUGGGAAGACCUUUAGACUGUUCUCACAACUUACCCAACAUCAGAGUAUUCAUUUUGGUGAGAAACCUUAUAAAUGUAAGGAAUGUGAGAAGACUUUUAGACUGCUAUCACAACUUACUCAACAUCAGAGUAUUCAUACUGGUGAGAAACCCUAUGACUGUAAGGAAUGUGGAAAGGCCUUUAGACUUCAUUCAUCACUUAUUCAACAUCAGAGAAUUCAUUCUGGUGAAAAACCAUACAAAUGUAAGGAAUGUAAAAAGGCAUUUAGACAACAUUCACAUCUUACUUACCAUCAGCGAAUUCAUAAUGUAACAAGACACUUGGAUAACAAACACAUGUCCGUGAAGUGUGUCAAACCUCUGAUGCUUCUUGAGCGGAAACCCGGGUGGUCACAGCUACUGCGUCUGAGCCACAGCUCUUGUCUGAGAAAUCUGGACCCUACCUCCUGGCCUUCUGCAGCUUUUUCAGCCCUGGACUACAUUUGUCUGAAGGCUUCACUACAAGACCCAAACUCUGCCCGGCGUUCUCUGAACUCUGCACAUCACCAGGAAAAGAACCCAGAAAACCAAUCAGUCCUGAUAGUUCUAGAAAACAUGCCCCAUUGGUUGGUGACUUUCAGGGAUGUGGCCAUCAACUUCUCUCAGGAGGAGUGGGAAUGCCUUAACUCCACUCAGAGGGAUUUGUACAGGGAUGUGAUGUUGGAGAACUACAGCAACCUGAUCUCACUAGCUGGAUGUGCGAUCCCUAAACCAGAUGUGUUUUCUUUAUUGGAGCAAGGGAAGGACCCCUGGAUGGUGACAAGAGCCAUGACAAGAAGAUGGAGCUCAGACUUGGAAUCCAGUUGUGAGACCAAAAAGUCAUCUCCAGAAAAGGGAGCUUAUGAAAUGGAAUCACUGCAAUGGGAAAAUAGGAGGAAACCUAUCAGCCAUAAUUUUGAUUACAGUGGUCUUAGAGAUAAUAUGGAGGGCAAAGGCAAAUUUGAGGAUCAACAGGGAAGUCAGGAAGGACUUUACAUGCACAUGAAAAUUACCUAUGGAGAAAAGGCCACCCAAAGCCAUUCUGUGUCACCUACUCUUCAUCCGCUAAAUCCUACCAGGGAAAAAUUGUACAAAUGUAAGGAAUAUGAACAAGCUUUCAGCUACCUGUCAUGCCUUACUCAACAUGAGAAAAGCCAUAAUAAAGAAAAACACUCUGAAGUUAAGAAACGUAGGAAGACCUUCAGCAAAAAGCCAACAUAUAUUCAACAUCAGAGGAUUCAGAAUGGUGAAAAGCCUUAUGAGUGUAUGGAAUGUGGGAAGGCCUUUGGUCGUAGUUCUGAUCUGAUUCAACAUCAGAAAAUUCAUACUAAUGAAAAACCUUAUCAGUGUAAGGCAUGUGGGAAAGCUUUUAUUCGUGGUUCACAGCUCACUGAACAUCAGAGAGUUCAUACAGGAGAGAAACCAUAUGAAUGUAAGAAAUGUGGAAAAGCCUUUAGUUAUUGUUCACAAUAUACUCUCCAUCAGAGAAUUCACAGUGGUGAAAAACCCUAUGAAUGCAAGGAAUGUGGGAAGUCCUUUAUUCUUGGCUCUCAACUUACUUACCAUCAGAGAAUUCAUAGUGGUGAGAAACCCUAUGAGUGUAAGGAAUGUGGAAAGGCCUUUAUUCUUGGUUCACACCUUACUUAUCAUCAAAGAGUUCAUACUGGUGAAAAGCCGUACAGAUGUAAAGAAUGUGGGAAGGCCUUUUUAUGUGCCUCCCAACUUAAUGAACAUCAGCGAAUCCAUACAGGUGAGAAACCCUAUGAAUGUAAAGAAUGUGGGAAGGCCUUUUUUCGUGGCUCACAACUUACUUACCAUUUGAGAGUUCAUACAGGUGAGAGACCCUAUAAAUGUAAAGAAUGUGGAAAAGCCUUUAUUUCUAAUUCUAAUCUUACUCAACAUCAGAGAAUUCAUACAGGUGAAAAACCCUACAAAUGUAAAGAAUGUGAGAAGGCCUUCAUUUGUGGCAAACAGCUUAGUGAACAUCAGAGAAUUCAUACAGGUGAGAAACCCUUUGAAUGUAAGGAGUGUGGAAAGGCUUUUAUUCGUGGUGCAUAUCUUACUCAACAUGAGAAAAUUCAUGGUGAGAAACAUUAUGAAUGUAAGGAAUGUGGGAAGACCUUUUUUCGUGCCACACAACUUACAUAUCACCAGAGAAUUCAUACAGGUGAGAAACCCUACAAAUGUAAGGAAUGUGACAAGGCUUUUAUUUAUGGCUCACAACUUAGUGAGCACCAGAGAAUUCAUAGAGGUGAAAAACCCUAUGAAUGUAAGCAGUGUGGGAAGGCCUUUAUUCGUGGUUCACAUCUUACUGAACAUCUAAGAACUCAUUCUGGUGAGAAACCCUAUGAAUGUAAGGAAUGUGGGAAGGCCUUUAGUCGUGGCUCAGAACUUACUCUACAUCAAAGGAUCCAUACUGGUGAGAAACCUUAUGCAUGUGUCCAAUGUGGUAAAGACUUUAGACGUCAUUCACAACUUACUCAACAUAUGAGGCUUCAUAAUUGAAAAAGCUUUGAAUAUGAUUUAAUAUAAGAAAGGCUUCAACUGUAUUCAACACCUCUGGAAUAUUAGAGAACCCAUAUUAUGUUCAUAAUGAAUGUAGGACAUCCUUUUACUUGUGCUCAUAAUGAACUCAUUUUUAGAAAGCCUAUAUUAAUGCAGAAAUAACUUCUGAAACACAGUAAACGUUUAUUUUCAUUUUCAUUUUUUUAUUUUUUAUUUUUAAAGUAGGCUUCAUGCCCAGCACUGAGUCCAACUUAGGGCUUGAACUCACGACCCUGAGAUCAAGACCUUAGCUGAGAUCAAGAGUCAGACACUUAACCAACUAAGCCACCCAGGCACCCCCUAUUAAACAAUUUUAACAAUCUCUAUAGCCUUGGAAUGUAAUCUGAAAUAUAUCCUUUAUUGAGUACCAUCUCUAUUUCACCAUUUCCUGUGAAAUUUGAAAAGUUACUUAACCUCUCUGUGCCUCAGCUUCUUUGUGUAAAAUAAUGUAAUGAUAUUACAUGGAUUGAAUUAUAGAUGAUUAAACACAUGUAACUCCCUUUGGACAGCAUCUGAUACUCAGUAUCUAUUAUUAUCACUGGUAUUAUCAUUAUUAUAUGCUAUUAGAGAAGUCAAAGUGUAGGAAUAUUUUUGAAUACAGUAAGACAUAAGCAUUCUAUUACCAUCUAUCCCUUUCUGUUUCUUGUUUGGGUUUGGUCUGGUUUUACCAUCUAUCCUUUUUUGAACAUUUUUUGAAUAAAUGUUUAUUAUUUGUUUUUGAGAGAGGGAGAGACAGAGUGCAAGC